Molecule: messenger RNA, 4945 nt
Organism: Harpia harpyja (harpy eagle)
Lineage: Eukaryota; Metazoa; Chordata; Aves; Accipitriformes; Accipitridae
Gene: UBE2J2
Product: ubiquitin conjugating enzyme E2 J2
Exons: 7
Coding region: 1022-1801 (259 amino acids)
Source: RefSeq, a predicted model, not a curated record
UGUGGUGCCCUUGUCUUAGUUCCCUGAUCCACCCUGCCGGGCUGGGAGCAGGGCUUGGGCGCAUCAUGGCUGUCUAAACACUGGCCGGUUGCUUUCUUGCUGGCUUCUGGUAAAUUGGAUUGUCGAGAUGGGAAAAGGGGUUUGCGGGCGUAGCUCCUGUUAAUGUUGCCGUUUAUUUUCCGCGUUUAAGAUACGAAUGUCCCUUCGGAUAAGGCUUUGAGGGGGUGUGAAAAUCCCAAUAACUAUACUUAGUGCUGUAAAAUAAUUCAGCGUGUUUUUGCAGUCCGCAGUGAGCGGCGCUAUUGCAGGACUUCGGAACAAGUAAUUGUGUUAAAUUAAAAAGCUGUGAUUUAAUCUAUGUUUUGAAGUCAAAGCUGACUUCUUUAGAGAAGAAUUUUUGAUUUUAUGAUUUCAAGAGGUGUGACUUAAAAACACGUGUGGCUUCCUUCAAGAAAAAAUGCUGUAUGAUUCAAACGAUUUACAGUAAUUCUGAAAAAAGCCAGGUUAAACGCCUGUAUUUUGAGGAGCGUUUGAAUAUUUGACCACAUACACUUGUUGCUGAUGGUUUAAAUAUUAUUUCUUUAUUGUACUUGGCUAUCUGUUUGAAGUAAAGGAAUAGAAAGGGUCAUAGGAAUGUAUGUGUUAAAUGCUGCUGUCAUACUGCAAGCAUUGUCCUAUCUCUUUAUACAAGCUGUUUGUAAAAUCUUUCCUUUUUGUUCUUGCUUGAAUUUCCAUGUAUAAAGCUAAGUAACUUGCUAAAUUUAUUGGGGGAAAGGGAGUUAAAUUGCAGUUGUUAAUUGGUACACGUUCUGUAGGUACAUUGUAAGGGCUGAUGCUUUCUUUGUCUUGUAAGCAGCAUGGAAUUUCCUUUCUUCACACUGACUUGUCUCAUUUUGGAUGAGGUCUUUGUUUAUCUGGAAGAGAAUAAUCUGGCUCAGAGGUUUCCUUCCGUAAAUUCAACUGACUCUUAAGCAGGCAGCAGAUUAAAGUUAAAAUCCUUCACCUGAAAGUCAGUAAUAAGAUGAGCAACAACAGUAAUAAGAGAGCACCAACGACAGCAACACAGAGACUUAAACAAGACUACCUUCGAAUUAAGAAAGAUCCAGUGCCUUAUAUCUGUGCAGAGCCCCUCCCGUCUAAUAUCCUUGAAUGGCACUAUGUUGUACGGGGACCUGAAAUGACUCCCUAUGAAGGUGGCUAUUAUCAUGGGAAACUAAUAUUCCCCAGAGAAUUUCCUUUUAAACCUCCUAGUAUUUAUAUGAUUACACCUAAUGGAAGGUUUAAGUGUAAUACAAGGUUGUGUCUUUCAAUCACUGAUUUCCACCCGGAUACAUGGAAUCCAGCUUGGUCAGUCUCGACGAUCUUGACAGGCCUUCUUAGUUUUAUGGUGGAAAAGGGCCCCACACUGGGCAGCAUAGAGACGUCAGAGUUCACAAAAAGACAGCUAGCUGCGCAAAGCUUAGCAUUUAAUUUAAAAGAUAAAGUCUUCUGUGAGCUCUUCCCUGAAGUAGUGGAGGAGAUUAAGCAAAAACAGAAAGCACAAGAAGAGCUCAAUAACAGACCUCCAUCCCUCCCUUUACCAGAUGUUGUCCCUGAUGGGGAAGCACACUACGGUCAGAAUGGAAUACCCCUUCUUAAUGGGCAUGUACCAUUGGCACCUGCCAAUCAUCCAGGUCUCCAACAGGCCAAUCGUAACCAUGGACUUUUAGGCGGAGCUUUGGCGAACUUGUUUGUUAUAGUUGGUUUUGCAGCCUUUGCCUACACAGUCAAGUAUGUACUGAGAAGCAUAGCGCAAGAAUGAGGAUAAUAAAAGAAAACCAAGACCAAAUUAGUGGUAGUUGCAGAAUGAGUGGGACUCUUUGGGCAUCUGACUCUGACACUGGGAUAAAUAUUUGUUUUACCAAGUUGCAGGUAAAACAUUGGUUGGCUCAUGGGUUAUGUUUGGGAAAUGGAGUAGCUUUGAUUAGUCAGAAAACUAAAAGAAGUUCUGCUAGCAGAUCCUCUUGUCCUUGCUACUAUCUAGUAGUGGCUCACAAACAAGUCAAAGCAUUAUUGAUGAGAUGCUAACAUUUCUAGUGCUUUGAUUUUUAUAGCAGUUCUCCAUCUGUUAUUUGAAAUUUGAAAAUCUUAAGCAAAUAAGGCUUUUUACUUCAUUGAACAAUUUUUAAAAUUUCACAAUUUAUGCAUAUCGUAUUUUAUUUUCAUUAGGGAAGAGUCUGUACAGGUGUUGAGAUGAUUCAAGUAGAGAUUUCAUGUGGACUUGAUAAGGGUUUGGUUAAUGUGAACAUUGAUGCUACAGAAGAUUGCUGGUUUCUUUUUUAAAAUAGAAAACAUCAUUGCAUAUCUAGUCAAUAGUGAUUAGAUGAGUGGGAAAAUAACACCAUGUGUGUUAAAUGUGUUGUCUAAAUUGUCACAAUGUCAUUGAAGGUUUUAUUUGGGCUACAAGAAGUGCAGCUGUCAGCCUUUAGGAAUGAUUAGCAAGAAGAAGCAUAUGAAUCAAUCUUUAGUGGGGAUACCCGUAUCCAGUAUUGUUUUAGAUUUGUUCACUUACAGAUUUCCAUUUUGUAUUUGAAAGCUGUAAUACUUAAUUUUGAUCACAAGGUGCCACUGUUGAAAAAAAUAAUAAAACUGCACACACCGAUGGAGAGUUGAUUGUGUAUUCAGAAAAUCUUCUCUGGAUUUCUUGGGCUUUGGUAAAUGAAGUAACCUAGCCCUUGUGAAGAUAAAAAGACAAAUGAUUCUGAAUAACAAACCAGCUUCUUCAGAGUCAACUGAAUUCAUCUGAAGUGUCACUAGCUGAAGUAAACCCUUAAAAUCAGUUCUGCUUGCUUGAUGAUUUGCAUAAACUCUUAAAAAAAGAAACACACCACCAAAAAACCAAACUCCAAACCCUUCUAAUUCAUUCUGAGAUCCUAGAAGCUUUUUGCUUUUAGGUGUAAGUUCAUCACUGUUCCCCUACAGACGAUUGAUGACUGAAAUACCGAUGUUUGUUCAUGGGAUUACAGGACUGUGGAUAAACACUAAAGCUCCUAGGGUAGUUCAAAAGUCUGUCUGCAAUUACUUUUUAAACUCAGUUUGCUUGGUCUCCAUCCCCCCCAGCUUAAUUGUAUCCAAAUGCUUUGUUUCAUCAGAGGCAAACUUAAUGUGCCUUUCAUAAUUGACAGUGAUGCCUAGUCAUCUGGGGAAGAAUGCACUCACUGUUAAUGGUACAACAAACUGUCAAAGCUGAUGGGGUAAAAAGCUCUGCAUCUCACUGCACAGUCUUACUUUAAGUAUUGUGAAGAGCCCAAAUAAAUAUUACCUCAUGUAUUUAAGAAUGUUUUCAAAACUGUUAUUUUACCUUUCAGAUUUCUUCUCUCUCUGCUUCUCCUUGUUAUCUUGAAUUGUAAGCGAAAAAUCUACUGUUAACCCAUGAGCCAUGCAGCUUAGAGCAUCAAUAAAUGUGACCAAUUCUCUGCAAUAGGUAGGAAUUACCAAAACUAGCAGAACAGCUCUAUACUAAAGAAAUCUUAAAGCAGUCCUUACUGAGGUAAGGAAGGGAAGGAGGAGAUGGGGUGUGUGUGGAUGGAAUUUGGAAAAGGCUGGAUUUUAAAAUGUAUUUAUAAAUCUUUGAUUUUUUUUUUUUAUUUUGUGGUUUUACCAAAUCUUAUUUAUAACUAUUUUUUAAUUUACCUCUUGUAUGUGCUUAAUCAGCUCUUGUAAAAAGAGAAGCACCAGUUGUAUCUAUCUAGAAACAGUUAUGUUCUGUUGGUCUGGGGUUGUUCUGGAAAGGAAGGGGGAGUGUCAUGUCUUUUCUGCAGUGAUAGGAUUUUCAAGAUUGCUUGUCAGACUGAUAUUUUUUUUCUCAAAGCAUAUGGACCUGUAGCUGAGGCUGUUCUGCCUCAUAGAUCUUAGUAUCAUUCAAACAUUUUUGUGUUCUCGCAAUGCCUUUUAUUACCAUUGACAUCGCCUACAGACAGAAGCUUAUAAUUGGUUGUCCAUGUUUAUCUUCUUAUCUUACGGAAGUUCGUUUGUCCACGUAAAUGAAGACAAAGGCAAGGAGACCUUGGGCAUGGUGUGUUUGCAUCCUUUGUGGAAUGUACCUAACCAAGGUAAAAGAACUAGUAAAAUCUGGAGAUGUUGAAUAAAAGGCAUUUUAUUAUGUGACAAGAAGUUGGCCUUAAGCUACACCCAAGCAUUUGAAGGUGGGUCUCUUGUUCUUAGUAUGUGCCACAAUUGGAAACAAAAAAACUUUGGUUAAACCCUGGACAUGCUGCAUUUUUUCUGAGGAUUGGUUGUAUUUAAAAAACAAAACUUCCAAUUGCAGUUUCUCUUCAGUACCUUGGAUUCAGAGAAAGACCUGACAGUCAUUUCAGGUGCCAUUUGUUGAAAGCUAGGAGCAAUAGCUGACUGAACCCUCGCACCUAUGGCUUACAAGAUUUUGAUACAUCUCCUUGCUCCUUGCCUUUGGUAACGGAAGAUUUAUUCCCUUUUGUGUAGGUUUUACUGUUUUGUGUUUUUUAAAAGAAUUUAUAAUAGUAUGCAGUAUCUGAUCUUUUUGUUACCAAAGUCAUUAGAUGGAGUAAACCAUUCUUUGCCAUGCAAAAAUAUUAUCAUGCCCUGAAGCAGUGCAUUACUUAAUGUAAUAAAACUAAAAGCUGUCCCUCAGUAUAUAUUCGAACAAAUGUCUGGCCCUUCACUUUCAUGCUGCAAUUUCAUAGAUUUCUGUAAGAUUGUUAUACGCAGGUGGUAGGAAGUUUUUGCAGCUUGAAUAGGAAGACGUCUCAGUGGUCACCUUUAAAGAUCUCUUGAUUUUUAAAAUCCUGGAUUUGUAUGUAGUCAUAACUUUUCUCCCCCUAAGAUUUUGAGGUCACGGAAGUUACCUUACUUCAAGCAUGUACUGAGGAGUAGAAAUGACUGCAUUGUAAAGUUGUUUGUUCAUAAUAAACAUUCAUGAUAAAAUUUA